Molecule: messenger RNA, 1584 nt
Organism: Neocloeon triangulifer
Lineage: Eukaryota; Metazoa; Arthropoda; Insecta; Ephemeroptera; Baetidae
Exons: 8
Coding region: 66-1457 (463 amino acids)
Source: RefSeq, a predicted model, not a curated record
AGAGGCCAGUCCGCGUAACAAUCGCGAGUCGCUAACAUUGUGCAGCUGAAGUUGGCACUAAAAUUAUGAAUAUUUUCGUGCCGAAUUUUGUCUUUGUCUGUUACUUUUUGUCUUUUAUCGGUUUCGGAAAUUGUAAGCAGAUUUGCCGCGAUGGUGGACCGCAGCUCCAGAUAGCAAAGGAGGAUAUUGAGGAGAAGGACGGAACCAUUUUUUACGCGAAUCACGCGUUUCGGCCUGGAGAAUAUGAGGCUGAUGAUAAUUACUUCUUCACUUGCCCGUGCGACGUUAAAUACUGCGUGAAAACCUGCAUCAAUACAAAGAGUGGACUUUAUUCUGCAUCACCAGGCAAGAAUUUAAAAGUCAACGUUGCGACAAAAGACGGAAAAACCAAAAACAUCGAUUUCUACGGCCACUUCUACCCAGAAACUCUUGAUUGCUACAAUGGGGAAAUGAAAGUUUUCACGAAUCAAGCCGUUUUCUUUGAGAACAGAAGCGUGGCCGAAUAUUUUGAGGGUAAAUUACAUCUGGUGGCCAAUUAUCCAGACUUUUGCAUCGCGCAGGGGCAGGACUUUACCGAUGAUGGGGAAAGCAGGAUUUAUUUGUGCGAUGGACAAGAUGAUGAUUUUGAGGAAUACCCUCAAAACAAGGACAUCAACUUUUCGAUUCAUUUCCUCGCUUCGGCAGUUUUCCUUCUGAUCACAGCAAUUGCGAUUAGGGCUUCAAAGGAGCGGGAAUCGCAUCUCGGCAAACUCUCCUUUUGCUUUUCACUGACUAUGAUGUUCAUGUAUUUGGUCCUGGCCGCUUUUUACCAUCUCAAUCGAGCUGGAUCGGUUGGCUUCGGCCUCUGCAGACUUUAUUUUUUUGCAACUUUUACCUUGAGCAUUAGCUCGUUCCUUUGGCUCAACGCAAUUUGUUUGAAGAAUUUGCAGCUUUCCAGGCUCCCUCGUAACUACACGGAAGCUCGAACCUCUCGAUUCUUUGUCUAUUCAUCGCUUUUCUCCACUUUGGUGCCUUUACUUCUCCAUACAAUUUUUUACGUGGCAUCUUUUAUUUGUCAUAUUUUCGGAUUCCAAUUGAACUUUGCGCUCAGCAGCUACACCUGCUACUUGGAAGAUACAAUUACGGGCGUUAUCUUCUGCGACGGGCCUGUUUUCCUUGCAUUAAUUUUAAAUUUGAUUUUCCUCAUCGCAACUCGAAUAACAUCAGCAAAUCUAAGCUGGUUCGUCGUGUGUGUGCUGCUAUUUAUCGUCAUGGCAUGUCCAGUAAUUGUGGUUUUUGUCCUGAUGCUGGACAAGUAUCAGGAAUUAUCCUUCAUUUGGAGUAUUUAUGGUCAAUUCAACGCACUACGUGGGUUCUUCAUAUUUCUGAUCAUCGUCAUUUUCAACGGAAACGUGAGGAACAGCCUGUUUUGUCGCAAAAAAACCACCGUCCAGCAACUCGCCAUGGAAUUAAGCUAGGCAAAUUUUUCACCGCGACCAAAGAUUUCCAGUCAAAAGAAUUUAAAGUAUAAUUCAAUUUUAUGCUUGUUUGGGUUUUUUAUGUAAACAUAAUUUUAAAUCAAUUAAAGUACAUUGUAAACUUGCA